AUGGACCUUCAGAAGGACCAAUCUCAUGUGACACUCUGCCAGACAACCGACACUGGUCCAGAAAAGACCUAUGAGCCAGAUGUCAUUGGAUCUUGGCAUUUACGAAAUAGAGAACAACUCAGAAAAAGAAAACAUGAAGCACAAAAGAAGCAAAUGUUACAAUGGCACCUUGAAGAACAGAAGAUUCACAAGAGGCAGAGAUUACGGAAUGCAAAUCACAAAGAUUUAAAGAAACAACAAAGUACAGAACCAAAGGCUGAGUCUCUAUUACAAGUAGAAAAGGAAACACAGGUGGCACCUGCCCAGAAAGAAACCCAGUACUCUGAAACAGAAGACCUUUUAUAUUUAACCUCAUCUCCAAAAGACAUGCCUGCAGAAUACUGUUUUGAAAUACACCAGGAUAGCUUUGUACAUGGGGAAAAAUCUGCUAGGUACCGUGAUACAGCAGUAUUGAACCCUUUUUCUGAAACAAACCAAUAUUUGACUGAAUCUGAAGACCUCUAUCCUAAACUAUGCCAAGAAAUAUCAGUACUUAAAGAAUAUGGUUUAAAAAUAUGCAGUGACAUGGCUGAACAUGCAGCUUUCUCUUCUGAAUCAUGUGAAGAGACAAUGUUUACCAAAACUCUACCCUGUACAAUAUCUGAAGAUACAUCUGACAAGUAUGAAUGCUCAGGAUCUCCUAAAUCAUAUGUGCCUGAAAACUAUCUUCUCAACAAAUGCCAAAAAUUACCUGGAUCAGAGAAAUUCACUACUGAGCCACAUCUAGAAGCAAUUAUGCCUGAAGUUUUCUUCUCCUAUCUGCAAUUAAGAGCUGUAGCAAAAGAUGAUUUUCCCCUAACACAAGAAGCAGUUGAACCUGAAUACUCUUCCGCUGAGAUUUACAAAGAUAUCACUGCAACCACAACUUCUUACAAAAUAAUGGAAAUAACACCUAAGCCUGAAGUAAAUUCACUUGAAACAUGUCAAGAAAUAUGUGAAGAUGAGAAAUGUUCACCUGAAGCUUACCAGGAAAUGCCUGGGAUAGAAGGCAUUUCUAAUAAAAGACAUCAGAAUAGUGAUGAGCGUUAUGAAUGA
Messenger RNA from Mus caroli (Ryukyu mouse), 1074 nucleotides. RefSeq names its product hemogen-like. Gene Ontology annotation, biological process: regulation of osteoblast differentiation; cell differentiation. The record is from RefSeq and is a predicted model, not a curated record. NCBI's taxonomy places the organism in Eukaryota, Metazoa, Chordata, Mammalia, Rodentia, Muridae. Gene Ontology annotation, cellular component: nucleoplasm.